CUGCUAUAGUCGCUAAGAGAGCGUUUCUCCAUGAUUGUGCAUCCAGCUUGGAGCUUGCUUACGUUAUCAGCUCAAACCUCUCGUGCUCUGCAUCAGUCAUUCACCUGGCAGCCAUCAGUGUGGACCGUUUCCUUGCAGUCGUCUACCCUCUCCGCCAUAGACAGAUCAUGAACAGUUACGGUUUGAAGAUCAUGUUAGGAGUUGUCUGGGUCGUAUCUAUCAUUUUCGCUUCGUGCCGCAUUCCCUUCCUCAAAGAGACAUCUUAUCUGGUUCUCGUGGUGUUUGUUGUAAGCUAUGGGUUGAUAAUUAUCUGCUACGCGACCAUCGUGACUUUUCUUGUUAAAGAAAAGGGAAGAAAAAAUGAAAUCAGAGCACGACCCACAGUUGUUGUAGAUUCCAAAAUCGAGCGCCGCGUGGCGUUUACACUAGCAAUAGUAAUAGCUAUCUUUACCGCAUGUUGGCUGCCGAUGAUUGUCGUGUUCUUUGCUGCUGGUAAAUCCCUUGUUAAGAUGUAUGGCACUGCUUACAUGUGGAUUCGAUCCUUGGCACUUUCAAAUUCAGCCAUGAAUUUCAUCAUCUACAGUGCAAGGAUUCGUGACUUUCGGGAUGCUUACGCUCUAAUAUGCCGAAAGAUCAUCCACUGCACGAAAUAAUUCAGCCGUUGUAAAGAGUAUCAAGGCUGGGGAUACAAACUAACUGUACAUAUAACAGUCAAUCGUGAAUUUCUAGGGUUAAUAACACACUGAAGAACCAGAAAUGUUAUUACGGUAUUAUUCCGUGAUAGGUCGCUUAGUAUUUGAUAAAUAAUUUUCAUUAUAGUUAGUUUGAACAGCAUUGAGUAACGCAGUGUAGUAAAGCUCCAUUUUACUGUAGAGUGUCAUGGACAAUUAGCAAGGUAUGGUGCUCCAUAAAUGUAUUUUAAUUUCUUAUUUUAAUUCAAAAGAGACGCAAAGACAGACAGAUUACUGAUCGAAGGUGGUUAUUUAAGGGGAAAAUUGAUUAACAUGACAAGCAAGUU
Pocillopora damicornis (cauliflower coral) is the source of this 1018-nucleotide messenger RNA. Its product is annotated as adenosine receptor A2b-like. The record is from RefSeq and is a predicted model, not a curated record. Gene Ontology annotation, biological process: G protein-coupled receptor signaling pathway. Gene Ontology annotation, molecular function: G protein-coupled receptor activity. NCBI's taxonomy places the organism in Eukaryota, Metazoa, Cnidaria, Anthozoa, Scleractinia, Pocilloporidae. Gene Ontology annotation, cellular component: plasma membrane.